Messenger RNA from Musca vetustissima, 1434 nucleotides. RefSeq names its product protein yellow. Lineage: Eukaryota; Metazoa; Arthropoda; Insecta; Diptera; Muscidae. The coding region runs from base 1 to 1434 and encodes 477 amino acids. The record is from RefSeq and is a predicted model, not a curated record. The transcript is spliced from 3 exons. Gene Ontology annotation, cellular component: extracellular region.
AUGACAGUUAAAAAACAACACCGUUCCGCCUUAUUAUUACCGAAGAUGUGGUGGGAGUUGUUGCUAGCGUUAUCAUUCACUCUCUCAUUGUCAUCAUUGCCCUCCAUUGCCGAGGCAAAUGACAAUUUACGCGUGGCCUACGAAUGGAAAGAAAUGGAUUUUAAAUACGGCAAUGCUGAGCUACGUUGGCAGGCCAUAGAAAGAUUUGAAUUUAAACCCGAAAAUGUUAUACCGUUCGGCAUUGAGGUGUAUCAGACACGAUUGUUUGUGACAUUACCACGUUGGCGGGAAGGAGUACCAGCAUCAUUGGCCUACAUCGAUUUAAAUGAUACCUCAACAAAAUCUCCCGCCCUUAUACCCUAUCCCAGUUGGGAGGCCCAUAGCUUGGACGAUACAGAUCCAGAGCUGGUAUCACCUUUUCGAGUACGUGCCGAUCGUUGUGGUCGUUUGUGGGUGUUGGAUUCUCGUCUCGAUGGCGUUCUCGAAGAUACACAAAUCUUUGGCCCCGCUCAGUUGUUGGUCUACGAUCUGCACAACGAUGAUUUGCUGAGACGCCACAUCUUUCCCGCCAAUCAAGUGAAGGAGAAUUCGUUUUAUGCCAAUUUGGCCAUUGAAGAUACGGAUUGUGAUAACACCUUUGCCUAUGCUGGAGAUUUGGGUAAUCCUGGUCUGGUGGUGUACUCAUGGAAGCAGGAAGAAUCAUGGCGUGUUCAACAUCACUUCUUCCAUCCCGAUCCAAUGUCGGGUAAUUUUAGUAUUGGUGGCCACAUGUUCCAAUGGGAUGAUGGCCUGUAUGGAUUGUCUUUGAGCAAGGCACAGGAUGAUGGGUUCUCAAUGCUGUAUUUCCAUCCUCUAACUUCGGUCAUGGAAUUUUCGGUGAAUACUAAAAUUUUGCGUAACAAAACCUUGGCCACAGAGGGGAAAAUUUAUCGGGAAUUUAAAGUGCUGGGUUCGCGUGGCAUUAAUGCCCAAUCGGGUGCCUCAUUUUUGGAUAAGGAGACAGAUGUUCUAUUCUACACCCUGCCGAAUUUAAAUGCCGUUGCUUGUUGGAAAACUACGAGUGUGGAAUAUAGCCCGAAGUCUCAGGGUCGUGUUUAUAUGCAUUCCGUUGAAAUGUUGUUCCCUUCGGAUGUGAAAGUUGAUGGGAAGCAUAACUUAUGGGUCCUGUCAAAUCGUUUACAAGAAUUUAUCUACGGCGAAUUAUUUCCUAAUUCUGUGAAUUUCCGUAUUCUCACAGCUACGGUGAGGGAUGCCAUAGCCGAUACGGUGUGUGAAGAGGGUUUGAUGAGAACCGUCAUUGAUAAUUCGAAUAAUUUGGGUCAAGGAUCAAUGCCCAGAGAUUUUAAUGUGUACAGCAAUCAGCAUCAUCAUAAUCAUGAUCAUGCACAUCAUCAUCACCAUGGUGAUCAUCAAAAUGGUGCCGGAUCGAUCUGA